AGGAGAGCCUGAACAUGUGUUUCUGUCUGUCAUCCUGCAUGAUCCACUGAUGGACACACAGAAGCUCACUUGUUUUCUCUUUCACUGCUUUAUACCCUGUCCUUUCCGGACAGAAAAUUUGUUCUUUUGAGGAUUUUCAUCGAGUUUUUGGCUCACCUGUGUGGUGAAACACGAUUUUAUCCCUCUUUCCCUUCAUCUUCAGGAUUUUUUUUUCUUCUAUCUGGAUUUUUUUCAGCCUGGUUUCCUGCUCUCCUGUGUGCAUACACGGUUUUCCUUUUCCCCCUGCUGUCCUCUCUCCUUCUCCCCUCCUAUCUUCCUUCGUUCCCUGUUUUUCUUGCGUGUGGUUUGUUUUGGGGUCAUGCUCUCCUCACCCACUGUGAUCCUCCAGCCUUAUGGACUUUCUGUCUACCCACAGACAACCACAUGCUACCCCAGCAUAGUUCAGGGGGGCCCCGCCCAGGAGGCCGGCCCCAGCAGCGGGGACCCCACCCUUCCUCAGGUUUACGCCCCACCCCCAUCGUACCCACCACCUGGUCAAGGUCCGGCAACACCCGUGGGCAGACUGACCGCGCUGGAUUUCAGCUCCGCUCACCACAGCUCCGAGUACCCAGACCACCCUCAGCUCCGAGUCUAUCAGGGGCCCCAGCACGAAGGGCCCGACCCGCUGGCCCCCAGCAACACGGAGGAUGCUUUGGCUCCUGUUACCUCUGACCCCCAGUCGCUCAGCGUGCCGGGGUCAUCGGGCGGUGGAGCAGGAAGUGGAGGUGAGGAGGAGAGCCCAGGGAAGGCCCAACCAAAACGCCUCCAUGUCUCCAACAUCCCUUUCCGCUUCAGAGACCCGGACCUCCGGCAGAUGUUCGGGCAAUUUGGCAAGAUCCUUGACGUAGAAAUUAUCUUCAAUGAACGGGGGUCAAAGGGCUUUGGAUUCGUCACGUUUGAGAGCGCUACUGAGGCGGACCGAGCAAGAGAAAAGCUGAACGGGACAAUUGUGGAAGGGAGGAAGAUUGAGGUUAAUAACGCCACUGCCAGAGUAGUUACAAAAAAGCCUCAGACGCCGCUUGUAAAUGGGGAACUUUCAACUUCAGGAUGGAAGAUCAACCCUGUAAUGGGGGCCAUGUAUGCACCUGAACUUUAUACAGUUGCCAGUUUUCCUUAUCCAGUAGCGACUCCCACUUUGGCCUAUCGGGGUUCUGCGCUGAGGGGUCGGGGACGGGCCGUCUACAACACGAUUCGCUCUGCAGCGGCCACUCCUGCUACUGCUGUGCCCGCCUAUCCUGGGGUUGUCUAUCAGGAUGGAUUGUACGGAGCAGAAGUCUAUGGCGGUUAUCCUGCAGCUUACCGAGUGGCUCAGUCAGCAUCUGCUGCCACAGCAGCCUACAGUGACGGCAGAUACGGACGAGUUUACGCCACAGCCGCGGACCCCUAUCACCAUUCAGUUGGACCAACGGCCACGUAUGGAGUUGGGACUAUGGCUAGUUUGUACAGAGGAGGGUACAACCGCUUCACCCCGUACUGAGUGAACAGAGGAAUCAGAACAGAGGAACUCUGGGACAGACAGGACGAGUUCUGAGAUCUUAAAGCUUUAGAAAAUAUGGAGUCUCCGUCUCUUGGCCUUCAGAGAGAAACCAGACUGUUGUUUUAAACGCUGUAUUUUUCUGCUGUAAUUUAUUUUUUUUAUUAUUAUGUUUUUGUGAAUUUAAAGAAUAUUAAGAAUCUGAGAUGUUAGCUGGUGUUAAACACUGUGAGGGGUCAAAGUGUACAAAACAUUUUGUUCCAUAAUUAAAUUUUUUUAGUGUGUGUGUGUGUGUGUGGGUGGGUGUGUGUAAGAGAGACUCGAAACAAUAUCACCUCUGAGCUGCUGUUUCUCUGGAUUUUAUUGGUUUUUUCUGUUUUCAUUCUAACAAUCUACCUCUCAAACUCCUGUAGCUUUUCAUUUAGAUUGGUUGUAGUUUUCUUCUUCAUCCUUCUUUCUGUCUGUACACAUAUUCUGUUUUCUUUAUCUGAUGUUUUAUAUUCAAGCUCUUCUGUUGUAGGAUACCUUUCUUCUCUUUACUCCUGUUAUAUUUUCUGCUUAUUUCCUUUUGAAAUAUUGAACAGUUUUCUGUACUGAUGACUUCAUUUUCUGUUCCUGUUGCAAUUUUUUUGCUUUAUUUCUUGUUUCCUUCUCUAAAUAAAAGCUUUUUCCUCUUUUAA
Molecule: messenger RNA, 2193 nt
Organism: Austrofundulus limnaeus
Lineage: Eukaryota; Metazoa; Chordata; Actinopteri; Cyprinodontiformes; Rivulidae
Gene: rbfox1l
Product: RNA binding fox-1 homolog 1, like
Exons: 12
Coding region: 359-1516 (385 amino acids)
Biological process (GO): regulation of alternative mRNA splicing, via spliceosome; nervous system development
Cellular component (GO): nucleus; cytoplasm
Molecular function (GO): mRNA binding
Source: RefSeq, a predicted model, not a curated record